Cydia pomonella (codling moth) is the source of this 4372-nucleotide messenger RNA. RefSeq names its product synaptic vesicle glycoprotein 2C-like. The record is from RefSeq and is a predicted model, not a curated record. Gene Ontology annotation, biological process: transmembrane transport. NCBI's taxonomy places the organism in Eukaryota, Metazoa, Arthropoda, Insecta, Lepidoptera, Tortricidae. The transcript is spliced from 11 exons. Gene Ontology annotation, molecular function: transmembrane transporter activity. Bases 245 to 1798 code for a protein of 517 amino acids.
AUGUUUGGGUAGAACCGUGUAUCCGGAUAAUUUCAUACAUUUCGGAUCCGGAAUGCACACAAUAACGAGGUAAUAACGAGCGGGGCGCGCAGUGGCACGGACCUUUGCGCAUACGCAGCGCGCAUUAUGAGUAUCUAUAUAAGCGAACGUCCUCUCGCUGCCUCAUUGAUAAGGCACCCAGUGGCUGUAGCUCUCACCACCGCGGAGGACAAGUAUAACAUAACGACAAAAUUAUUUUAACAAUAUGGACAAGAAAAAUAACAACCAGAAAAACCCCGGACUGGCGACGUCGGUCGAGGAGGCACUUAGCUAUACAGGUUUCGGCAAGUACAACUUCAGUCUGCUGCUGAUCUGCAGCUGGACGCUGCAGGCGAUGGGCAUGGACCUGUUCGGCACCAGCUUUGUGGUAGCAGCUGCCGUUUGUGACCUGGACCUGGACAUGCAGAAGAGGGCGCUGCUCACCGCCACGCCUUUAGCUGGCGUGGUGGCCGGAGCGCACCUGUGGGGCUACAUAGCAGACACAAAAGGCCGGCGGCUGACGUUGUCUCUGUCAAUGUCCAUAGGCUUCGUCUUCGCUGCCCUGAGCAGCCUAUCGCCUGACUGGAGGACUAUGAUGGUGCUGAAACUACUGUCUGCGACUUUUACGUCAGCAAGCAACGCAAGCGCAUACACUUUGUUAGGAGAGAGCUGCAGCGCGCGUGCGCGGGGACGCGCCAUGUUGCUUUGCACAUGCGCCCUGAUGUGUUCGCAAGCUGUUGCUGCAGUCUUCGCUUACCCCAUCCUCCCUCUCUCGUUCUCCUACCCCAUCGAGUUCCUCGGCAUCAACUACCGUCCCUGGCGUCUCCUGGCCUUCGCCCUGUCCCUCCCUUGCUUGGCCACGGCCAUCCUGCUGCAGCUCUUUCAUGAGAGCCCCAAGUUUCUGGUGACCAGCUCCCGGUAUGAAGAAGCUUUGGAGGUGCUGAAGAAAAUUUAUGCUUGUAAUACUGGGAAGAGUGCUGACGACUUUCCGGUGAAGAAACUAGUGGAAGAUGAGGAAGACGCAUCGUCAGUGAGUCAGGAGUCUUUCUUUAAGGCUCUGUGGCACCAGACCGUCCAGCUCUUCCGUCCGCCUCUUCUGAAGAACACGCUCAAACUGUUCUACUUGAUCAUCGUUAUUUACAUGACUGGUAGCGGCUUCGUGCUCUGGCUGCCGUACAUCAUGAACAACUUAUUCUCAGUAAUGGAGAAUGGUGGUGGUUCUGGCAUGAACCUCUGCACCAUUAUCCGACAUGGCAGCAAUAGUCUCCUCGUUGCUGAUAAUUCCACGUCAAUUGCAGUCUGCAACGACACCAUCCAAGAGACAACCCUGCUCUCAGCCAUGACGUACGGCGCCUUCGCUGCCUCUGCCAACCUCCUUCUCUCCCUCACCUGCGAAGCAAGGAAGCGGGUGGCCAUGAUGGGAAUCCUCGCCAUGUCGGCCUCAGCUGCAGUUCUACUGAAUGUGGUGCGCGUGCCAAUUGCUGGAGGGGUAUUCUUCUUCAUGUUCCUCAUGUGCGCGCUCUCGAUGGGGAUUUUGAGCGUGUAUUUUGUAGAGCUGUAUCCGACUUCAGUUAGGGGUAUGGCAUCAUGCCUGUCGGUGAUGCUGGGCCGAUCCAGUGCGUUCCUGGGAGUCAACGCCAUCGGGGCGCUGCUUCAGAUUAGCUGCGAAACUACUUUCUAUGUCUGGGCCGUCUUAUUACUCAGCGCAAUCGUAUUCGCUUGGCUGCUACCAAAGGACAAGGUGGUAAAGGGUGGAGAUGUUGAACAAACCAAACUGUAGAACUGAUGAGCCACGACUUCUCCUGAGAAGUUAACGGAAGCGGAAUAAAUGCAAUGACAGCUUUGUAGAUAAAGAAGAAGUUAAUAUGUGUUAAACUACCACACACUAUUCUUUUAGCAAUGUGUUAGUGCAAAAAAAUAUGGUGGCAUAAACAUAUUUUGAUGCUGUGAGCAUUGACGAACAAAUGCGUCUUGUUCAAGAUGAAUUUGUGGUUCAGAAAGUGUGUAACUUUCUUACUCAUAGGUUAAGGAUGUAAUAGAGACAAUAUUUUACUGUCGAGUAAAUGCGUUCCUUAGUCAGAUACGCAUUAGUUCGAAUAUCCUAAAUUACCAGCACCCAUAAUUACCAUGUGCGGUUACCGUUAGGCGGUUAAUACUAGAAACAAUUUUGUAUCAACUGCGGACGGCGCAUUACUGGUGAAUUUCCAAUAUGAAUUGGAACUCCGGUAGCCGUUUAAGAAAUGUAAGACUCUUACGGUAGAUGUCGCUAUAGCCUCUAUGGUGGAAAUAUUCGCUGUAUUGAGUAUGGCCUUGGUAGCACAGAUGACAGAGCACGGUCGUGGUUUCAGGUCCCACCCAAGACAGUGAAUUUUUCCACUUUUAAUUUAUUUCUAAGGUUAAUAUUGUUCCUAUACAUAGGUAUUUUUAAUCUACAAGAUGUACACCUACCUAUUACAUAGUGAUUUUAAAAUUAUACAGGGUGAUUCAAUGGACACAGCAUAGAUGCUCUUUUUUCUGACCACCAAAUCUUAUGUCUUGUGACCAUUGUAAAAAACAUGAAAUAUUUUCUAGUUUAAUCUCAGUUUAAAAUCAUUUUUGUAAUCCCCCUGUAUGAUUCGUUAGCAAACCUUUGCUUUUUAUUACAAGCUUUUAUUUAACUUGCAAUGUAACUAUGUAUAUUUUUACGGGUCAAAUCUUGCAAGUUAAAUUUGACUCACUCUCCGGUUUCCGAUGUAGUUGAAAAUUUGCACACAUAUGUAAAUCGGGUGACAAUGCUUUAUUAUGGUACCAUCGAGCUGAUCUGAUGAUGGAGACAAGAGGUGGCCAUAGGAACUCUGUGAUAAAACAACGCAACAUAAUUGUAUUUUGGGUUUUUAGAAUUGUCUCGAUGAGUAUUAGUUGCCUGUCGAAAGAAAAGUACAGUCGGCGAUAAAAGCUUGUACCAAAAAUUUAAUGUUUGCAAUAACUUAUUAUUAGUAGUACAGUCAAUUUCCGUACCAUUUCGUACCUUGUACCACUAACAAUCAAUAUGAAAGUUGCUAGGGACCUCAUAUAGUACAUAUGGUAUGGAACUGAAAUUAAAUUACUUGACCGUACAUAUAUAGAAAAUAGAAUAUACAGUAUACGUACGUUUUACAUGUCUAAUGAUAGGUCUAGAUUUUGAAACCUUAAUUAUCUUUGAAUUAAGGUUUUUACUUGUACAUCUUUAGGUAUAUUUAUUAAGUAAGCGUAUUUUAUUUAUUUUAGUGCGAUACGACUGAAAUAGUUUGUUACUCUGAGGAGCAGGCCUCCCUUAAUGUGUACUGAUUAUAAAUAUGUGUACCUGAAAUUAAACUGAUAGUUUAAUAAGUUGACCAAUAGUAUGCAUUAUAAAAUUAAUUGAUGUUCAUUUAGUCGGCUAUUAUAAAAUACCGCGAAAAUAUUUCUGCGGUUAAUAAUUAUCGCAACCAUUCAUGACCGGUCUGGCCUAGUGACCCCGAUGUGGGUAUGAAGCCGAUGGUCCUGGGUUCGAAUCCCGUUAAGGGCAUUUAUUUGUGUGAUGAACAGAUAUUUUUUCGUGAUCAUGGGUGUUUUCUAUGUAUUUAUAUAUUAUAUAUAUCGUUGUCUGAGUACCCACAACACAAGCCUUCUUGAGCUUACCGUGGGAAUUAGUCAAUCUGUGUAAGAAUGCCAUGUGUUUAUUUAUUUACAUGUGAAGUCGUGGCAAUUAGAAAGACAUUUUUGUAUAGCUAAACAUACUUUCUAAAACCCUAUUUGUGUGUAGCUAAUAUUGAUUACUAUUCCUGUUGAAUUUUCCUGAAAAUAAAUUUUAAGUGGACGUAAUCCAACUUAUUGGCAAAGUUAAUAAUUAAUUAAUUUUACGCAAUAAUAAAUAAUAACAUAUAUCUAUUUAAACAAUUCACCUUUUCAUAGAAAAGGGGGCUUUAGUUUCAUUUUUUACUUUAAAAGCUUAGUAGAUCAAUUUGCUUCUUAACCCCUUUAGACGUCAUUGAUUUUAUAAAGAGGGUUAAAUUUUAUAAAUUUGGCUUUCCCUUAGAAAUUAGCUGGAAUGUAUGAAUCAGACAAUUUUUUUUUCGCGUUUUCGGUAUUAGUCCCAUAAUAAAACUUAUUCAGUAUGACCUAUAAAGUCACUACGCAGAAUAUAGCUGGUGGUUAAAAUUUCACCCUGUAUAACGAGCCGUAUAUCUUAUUGGAAUGCACGAAGGUUCAAAGGGUUAAAUUAGAUUGUAUAAUAUAAGUUAUUCUUAGAGAUAACUGAUAUAAAAGAAGAGAUCAUAAUCUCCUUAUUUUUAUCCUUCGUAUUUAUAUAAGCACUUGAACUGAACUAAUAAAAUAUGCAUUAUUUUUUAUCAUA